Molecule: messenger RNA, 435 nt
Organism: Erinaceus europaeus (western European hedgehog)
Lineage: Eukaryota; Metazoa; Chordata; Mammalia; Eulipotyphla; Erinaceidae
Product: cytochrome c oxidase subunit 7A1, mitochondrial
Exons: 4
Coding region: 126-368 (80 amino acids)
Biological process (GO): regulation of oxidative phosphorylation; mitochondrial electron transport, cytochrome c to oxygen; mitochondrial respirasome assembly
Source: RefSeq, a predicted model, not a curated record
CCGCAGGACUGUCUCCCUCCCCAGCCCCCCACCGCUGCGCUGAGGGCGUGGCCUGGGGCUCUGGGCAGGUCGCUGUCUGUCCUUGGGCGGAGAGGGCAGGUGACACCCGCCGGAGAGGACGCAGAAUGAGGGUUCUACGGGUCUCCCAGGCGCUGGUGCGCUCCUUCAGCUCUACCGCCCGGAAACACUUGAAGAACCGAGUGCCUGAGAAACAGAAACUCUUCCAGGCUGACAAUGACCUCCCGGUGCACUUGAAGGGCGGGGUAUUCGACAGCCUCCUGUACCGACUGACGAUGGCUCUGGUUACCGGAGGCACUGUCUACUGUGUGUACUGCCUCGGCUGGGCCUCCUUCCCCCACAAGAAAUGAGACUAAGCUGCCUACUGGACCUAAGCAACUUGAAAAACAUCAAUAAAUGUGCUGACUUCGUGAAGAA